UCCCGUUACCCCCAUUCUUUAAAUUCGAAUACUUACGCCUCCGCCGCCGAUCUACGUCUCAAUGCGGUUCCCUGGUCCAAUCCCUCUCUUCCUCCUGCAAGACCAAAAAAAUUCGGAGCCUUAGAGAUCAGAGAAGAAGAAGAAGAAAGAAGAAGAAUCUGAAGCUAGUCCAGGUCGCGAUGCCGGAGGCAAGGGACUGGGUGGUGCGGGGAGCAGGGGUGGGGACGAGGGAGCUCGCCGGUGGCUUCUUCAUCCAGAGGGGAAUGUCACCGAUACCGGCGGCGAGGUCGGGACGGGUCCCCAGCCGCAGGGUGGCGGACGGCGAGGAGAACAUCCCGUCGUGGGCCGUGACGCGGAGUAGGAAGAGCCCGCUGCCGGUGUGGCAUCCUCGGACGCCUCUUCGGGACAUCACCGUCAUCGUUAGCGCCCUGGGGAGGAGAAGAAUCCAUUUGCGAGCACCUCAGGUUCAACAGAGGGACCACGACCGUGAAGCUACUCCAGAACCCACACUUCCCACAAAUCCCUUGCCGCUGGAACCAAGCAUUUCUGAACCGACUCCACAGGAACCGAAUGCUUCUGAAGACACUCCGGUCAACGAAUUCCUCCCAUCUGAUCCUUCUGAACCCUCAACUUCCGCGGUCACGAGUUUUACCCCUCCUCAAACUGAGCAUCCACUGUCGACAUCUUCCUCCAGUUCCCCUACUCCAGUUGAGCACCCUCCUCUGACCGUAUCUAUUACUACCAAUCUUGCAUCCAAUGAUUUGAACCCUACUGAGUAUGAGACGAACCCAUCGAGCUCAAGUGAGCAUCCACUGCAGAGCUCUUCUUCUUCCGGUUCCCUUUUUCCAGCAGGCCACCCACCGCAGACCGUAUGUGUAUCCACCAAUCUGGCACCCGAUGUUUCGAAGCCUAGUGGGUAUGAGAAGCAGCAGACAAGGCCAAUUGAGCAUCCAUCGCAGACGUCUCCCUCUCCCGGUUCCCUUUCCUCAGAUGAGCAUCCAUUGCAGACUGUAUGUGUCUCUAUCGAUCAUGCACACCUAGAUUCAAAACAAACUGAAUACGAGAAGAAGCUGUUGAGCUCCAUUGAUGAGAUCGAAAGGGUCGUGAUGAAAAAUCUGAAGAGGACUCCGAAGGUGCCAGCCAGGAAGGUGACACGCAAGAGCACUCUUAUGUCACUGCGAUAAUAAGUGAAACAAUUCGUUUCACCAAUUGAAGUGGAGAAAAUUUUGGAUGAGGUUCAUCGUCUGAUGAGAUCCUUUUUCUGCCCUAUCUGCUGAGAAGUCAGUAAUUUUGCUGCCUUUUUCGCUAUUUUAGCACCACACCUACAUAGCUUCAUUUGGUUUGGGGAUUCUGCUGCUGGUUUUUCCUCCGUUAUCCAAGUUUCUGCUGGGACUUUGGUUCAGGUUUGAGUUCGUUCUGACCUUUGUACAUGUAGGGCUGUUCUCCAGUUCCGCAACGAGAGAAAGACCUCCCCGUUUCUGUUGUCGUUCCUCUUUGUUUUCGGUUUCUGUUGCUGAUGCAGUGGGGAUUAGGUACUGUAUCUAACCUCUUAGGGCCAUUCUAGGUUUGUUGCUUGAGAUGGACCUUCCAUAAUAAGCUUUGUAUCUUUCCCCAAGGCUACAAAAGAAAAUGAUACACUUUUGAUGAA
Messenger RNA from Elaeis guineensis (African oil palm), 1648 nucleotides. RefSeq lists its product as uncharacterized. The record is from RefSeq and is a predicted model, not a curated record. Lineage: Eukaryota; Viridiplantae; Streptophyta; Magnoliopsida; Arecales; Arecaceae. Gene Ontology annotation, biological process: negative regulation of ubiquitin protein ligase activity; regulation of nuclear division. Gene Ontology annotation, cellular component: nucleus.